Molecule: messenger RNA, 3112 nt
Organism: Lytechinus variegatus (green sea urchin)
Lineage: Eukaryota; Metazoa; Echinodermata; Echinoidea; Temnopleuroida; Toxopneustidae
Gene: tm9sf1
Product: transmembrane 9 superfamily member 1-like
Exons: 14
Coding region: 41-1813 (590 amino acids)
Biological process (GO): protein localization to membrane
Cellular component (GO): membrane
Source: RefSeq, a predicted model, not a curated record
UAUAACUUAAUAUGCAUGAUCGAGGUUGUAAUAUCACAAAAUGGAGACUGUCGUGUUGGCCAAAAUUGUCGCUUUGGCGACACUUUUUGGACUUGUUUCAUGUUCCGGGAAUCAUUUCAAGGAUGGUGACAGGGUUCCUCUGUAUGUGAACAAGGUUGGACCGUACUUCAACCCUCAUGAAACAUAUCACUACUACCAGCUGCCAGUAUGCAGACCAGAAAAGGUUGAAACCAAAAGUCUUACACUUGGAGAGAUUUUAGAUGGUGAUCGCAUGGCAGAAUCUAUGUACCAGAUAAAAUUCAAAGAGAACACAAAUAGCGAGGUGCUAUGUGAUAUGAAGCUCUCGGAGGCAGAUCUGAAGCAGCUUAGAGAGGCCAUUGAAGAAUUGUAUUAUUUUGAGUUUGUUGUAGAUGAAAUACCCAUCCGAGGCUUUGUGGGUCACUUCCAAGAGAGUGGUUUCAUACCCCAUACUCACAAGAUAUACCUGUGGGUUCACCAUCAUUUUCACAUAGAAUACAAUGCAGAUCAGAUCAUAUUUGUGAAUGUGACAACGAGAGACAAGCAGCCCCAGAGUCUUGAUGAUGUCUCCCCACCUCUCCAGAUUAAAUUCACCUAUGCUGUCACAUGGCAUGAAUCCAAAAUGAAGUACAGUGAUAGAGGUCUCAAGCAGGUCAAGAACAACAGCUUCUUCCCAAGAACUCUGGAGGUACAUUGGUUAUCUAUCAUUAAUUCCAUGGUGCUAGUAUUCCUUCUUCUUGGUUUUGUGGUCAUUAUUUUGAUGCGUGUACUGAAAAACGACUUUGCCAGAUACAAUCUUGAUGAUGAUGAAGCCGAUGAGUUAGACCAGGAAGAAAAUGGCUGGAAGAUUGUGCACACAGAUGUUUUUAGAUUCCCUCCAUACAAGAGCCUGCUGUGCUCAAUAUUAGGUGUUGGAAUGCAGUUCCUAACCCUUGCUACUUGUCUUAUAUUAAUGGCUCUGUGUGGCAUGUUCAAUGUACAUCGCCAUGGGUCAAUGAACACAGCCUUCAUUCUGUUGUAUGCUCUUACCUCAUGUGUAUCGGGCUAUACAUCAAGUAAUAUGUACAAACAAAUAGGAGGAGAGAACUGGGUUUGGAAUCUAAUUCUAACAGCUAGUAUGUUCUCAGUUCCAUCAUUCAUUAUCUGGAGUAUAGUGAACUCUGUAGCAUUGUACUGGGAUUCAACGAUGGCCCUACCAUUCACCACAGUUCUCUUACUACUUAUGAUAUGGAUAUGUGUUGGAUUCCCUUUGACCGUUAUGGGAGGCAUUAUGGGUAAGAACAUGGCCGAUGGGUUCGAUGCUCCUUGCAGAACGAAAAACAUCGCAAGAGAAAUUCCUUCCGUGCCCUGGUAUCGCUCCUGGAUCAUGCAUUGCAUUGUGGGUGGAUUCCUGCCUUUCAGUGCCAUAUCGGUAGAGCUUUACUACAUCUUUGCAACUCUGUGGGGUCGGGAGCAGUACACCCUAUAUGGCAUUCUUUUUGUAGUGUAUGCUAUCCUCCUGAGUGUGACGGCGUGCAUCUCUGUCGCCCUCACCUACUUCCAGCUGUCCAACGAAGACUAUAGAUGGUGGUGGAGGUCCAUCUUCAGCGCAGGGUCUACUGGUGGUUUUGUCUUCUUCUAUGCUAUCUUCUACUACAACAAGCGCUCCAGCAUGUCCGGAGGGCUGCAGACCAUCGAGUUCUUCGGCUACACGCUUCUCUUCUGUUACAUCUUCUUCCUGAUGCUCGGCACCGUGUCGUUCUUCGCCUCGCUGCGCUUCAUCCGUUACAUAUACAUCAACCUCAAGAUGGACUGAGAUGGCGCUGUUUGCCAGUAUCAAGAGGAGGCGACGAGAGAGACGCGACGCUUCAAGAGAGCUGUCAGAUUCAUGGAGCAUUGAAGGCAUUUUUUCCCCACAGGCCUUCAUGUUGGGAGAGAUCCAUCUUAAACUAUGUGAAUUGACCUUGGAGCUUGCAUGUGUGUCCUAACCCUCUCUCUCUCCCUCCCUCUCAUUUGUAAUAUGUUCAAGUGUAAUCAAAAUCUGUUUCGAUGAUGCUUUGAGCCUGUUCUCUUCACUGGGGUUCAGUAACACAAAGGUUAGUGAUUAAUCUUGUGCUUGAUUAUGCAUGAUUGAUUAUGCGUGGUAGUCAAUGUAAUCAGUUGUUAAAAAAAAUGUUUUACAAUGGUUGCUAAGCUUUGUGUUACAGGCCCCAGAUGUGAUUGUUGCUGAAGUGGGUGAAGCGUAUGUGCUUGUUCCGUGGAUUUGGGGACGGUUUAGAGUUUCAUAACAGGUUUGGUUGUUUUGUUGUAAAGUUGUAAUGGGCGUCAUUAUUUAUUGGACAUUGUGACUAUAACUGAUUUAGAGUUAUAUUCAUUAGAAAGAUAGAGUCAGUCUCUUUCCAUUUUUCUCUCUCCCGUUCUUGCUCCCUCCCCCUUUCAUAAAGCAAGUGAUGAUAAAAGUGCUGCAUAAAUCCGAUGAGGCUGCUGAGCACUGCCUUCAAGUUCUCACGGUUAACAAAAUAAAGAAAGAAACAUUGCAUUCUGUAAUAAGUGAAGAUAAUAAUAACUAUAUUGCACUUUUGAUAUAGCAUGCAAAAUAUGUACAUCACAACAACUGUUGCAUCUCUUAGUGGUUUACAUGUUUGUAUGCUGGUCAUCAGAUCCUCGCUUGUAUAGAAUGUAUUGCCUUUCUCCACUCCCUGGGGAGUAUUCCAACAAUUGCGAUGCAUGCUACUUAUGCUUUCACAUUCACAUCGGGCACCCAUUUAACACCUGGGUGGAGAGUGGCAAAGUGUGGUAUGAUGCCUUGCCAAAGGAUGCUAGGCUACGGUGGGAAAGGUGAGCAUUGUUACUGCUACACCAAGAUGUUUCCAUGUCGAGGGCACCAUGUCGUUCUUCAUGCUAUCCCGUGUUCGUAUUCUAUUUUUCUGGUAUUGAAAAUAAAACCUAACACCAAGGUGUUAAACAGGUUCCCAACAGGGUGUGCGGGCAAGCCAGCAUUUGAUGACAGCUAAGAAUCUAAAGCACCAAGAAACUUUGCUGCUGUGGUUGCACUACAUAAAAGUGAAAUAAUGUUAAAUGCUUUAUGAGCAGUCUGACUACAGUUUUGUUCAGU